GUCACCACUUCGGGCAGCAAAGUCGCCGCGAAGCUAAGAAGCACGGAUGCCGAAGUUGUGGCCGCAGCCUGCGGCGGCCUCGCCGUGAUGGAUCGGGAGGCAGGCGCAGUCGCUGAGUUGCUGGCGCACAAGGACGGCCGUGUGAAGGCCGCUGCGGCGGAGGCCCUGAGAGACAUGACCGGCGCCGAGGACUUCGUGCCUGGCCUCGUGAAGCUCGUGGGCGACGCCGAAGGCGCCGUGCGCCGGGCCGCGGCCGCCACGCUUCGCAAGCAUGGCGAGGUGGCGAGUAGCCGGAGUGGUGACCUCGCGGCGCUUCUGAAAGGGGCCCCUGGCAUCGCCGCCUGCGCGGCCCAUGCCCUGGCGGGCCUUGGUGGCGCCGCAAAGGCACACGCAGCAGCUCUAGAGGCUUUGCUUGCCAGCGAUGCGGAGGACGCCUCAGCAGCUUCUCUCUGCGCCUCUGGCGCAGGGGCUGAGGUGCCUGCAUCCCUGCGAAAGCCUGCAGUGGCGGCCGCCGAGGCCCUGGGUGCCUCGGGUGCCGUGCAGAGCGCCCCGCGCCUCACCGAGCGCCUGGGGGCGAAGGAUCCGGAGAUUCGCGCGGCUGCCGCGGAGGCCCUGGGAAAUCUGGGCGCCAGCGAGGCAGCUCCGGCGUUGCAGAAGGGCCUGGAGGAUCCCUCUCCCAUCGUGGCCGCCGCCUCUGCGCUGGCCCUGGCCCGCGCCGCGCCGAGCGGGGCCUCGGCGGCGGCCGUGGCGCCGCUCCUUCAGGACCCUCGGCACCUUCUCCGCUGCGCGGCGGCUUCUGCCCUGGGAGAGAUGGGUGAGACGGCGCAGGACUUCGCCCUUCCCGUCAGCCAGCUCCUAGAGGACAAGCUGCUUCCCGUGCAGGUGGCCGCUUUGGAAGCCCUUCCUCGCUUUGGGGCGGCAGGAAGUCGUUUCGCUGCGGAGGUUUGCCGCCUCACCAUGGGGGGAGAAGACAAGUUGCGCGUGGCCGCAAUGCAGGCGCUGACGCAGAUGGGCGAGCGCGGCGCAGCCUUCGCGGAGGAGAUGGAGGCGAUCUUGGACGACCCGAUUCCA
Molecule: messenger RNA, 1071 nt
Organism: Symbiodinium sp. CCMP2456
Lineage: Eukaryota; Dinophyceae; Suessiales; Symbiodiniaceae
Source: the annotation of a GenBank genome assembly